Messenger RNA from Penaeus vannamei (Pacific white shrimp), 2584 nucleotides. Its product is annotated as vesicular glutamate transporter 2. Gene Ontology annotation, cellular component: membrane. The record is from RefSeq and is a predicted model, not a curated record. Gene Ontology annotation, molecular function: transmembrane transporter activity. Gene Ontology annotation, biological process: transmembrane transport; monoatomic anion transport. NCBI's taxonomy places the organism in Eukaryota, Metazoa, Arthropoda, Malacostraca, Decapoda, Penaeidae.
UGGCACCAUCCGCCAGCACAGGAUCAAAGGCACGGGAGACGCAGUUCGCAGAGUACGUGACAAGGCGGGUAUGUGCGGGACUUUUACGUGCCCGUUGUUCCUGCUGUGUGCCUAAGAGUGUCUUUCUGUGGGAAUUCCAUAUGUCAAGCAUGUAAUAUCCGAAAACUAAUGGGUGAAAUACCCAUCCUCUGAGAAGCCACAACGAUAAACAAAUCACGUCGUGAACAGAAGGGAGAAGAAAGCGGGAAAUUUAAAAGUUAUCGAGUGUUCCAAGGUCGCGAGCAGAGCGGAGGAGAGCAAUUCCCUCAUUUGUGUCCGGGAAGUGAACAUGUCAGCAUGUUCACCAGCCACAACGGUGGUUAUCGCUGGAGCUGCUCUGGCCGGAAGGAACCCAGGACGGAAUUCAGCAGAAUGUGGCAGCUUACAAACACGACACGUGUUGGUGUUCCUGGGCAUGGUGGGCGUCGCCGUGGACUACUUUGUGAGGUACAGCAUCAGUGUCGCCAUCGUUGCCAUGGUGGCCAACCCUCACACGCCCACCAACGCGACUCAUGACCAAGAGAUCUGUCCUGCAGCGGUCAACGCUUCUGGCGGAGGCGGCGUCGACCCCCACGCCGAAGGGGAGUAUGACUGGAGUGAGGAGAUGACGGGAGUAAUCCUUGGCAUGUUCUUCUGGGGGUAUUUCAUCACAAAGGCGGCAGGCGGCCGCAUCGCCGAGCUGGUGGGCGCGCGGAGGACCAUGGCAGCGAGUCUGGGCGCGUCGGGCCUGCUGUCCCUCCUGUGCCCGACGGCCGCCGGGAUCCACCCUCUGGCGCUGGCGGGGCUUCGUCUGGCCAUGGGGCUCGUGCAGGGCCCCGCCUUCCCCGCGCUCUACAGCCUGCUCUCGAGGUGGUCCGCGCCCGAGGAGCUGGCCACGAUGGUCGCCGUCGCCUUCUCGGGAAUGCUCUUGGGGAACAUGGUGGCUCUGGGCGGAUCAGGCUUGGUCGUGGAGUGGUUCGGGUGGCGCUGGGUCUUCUGGGUCGGGGGCUUGCUGGCUCUCGCGUGGACGCCCCUGUGGCUCGCCCUCGUCCGCGAGUCGCCCGAGGAGCACCCCUGGAUCACGCCCGAGGAAAAGCGACUCCUGGCGGCGAACCUCGACGUGAAGCCCAGGAGGCGCGUCCCCUGGAGCCGUGUCCUUCGGUGCUGGACCUUCCUGGCAGCCGUCGUCGCCGAGUUCUCCGGGUCGUGGGUGGCGGCGCUGCUCACCACGGAGGCGCCGACGUUCCUCACGAACCAGAUUGGCUUGAGUCUGCAGUCUUCUGGGUACGUGUGUUUGGUGGGCACGGCCGUCAGCUACGUCUUCGCCAUCUUCUACGGGAAGCUGAGUGACUUCCUGAUCCGCCGAGACUGUCUGACGAAGGUCAACGUCAGGCGACUUCUCUACACUGUCGGGUUCGUGCUCAUCUGCAGCAGUCUGAUGGGAAUCGUGUUGGCCAAGUGUGACGUAGUGGCCGUGUCCGUUUUCGUGGUCGUUGCCAUGGCUGGAACUUCGACGAAUAUGGUGACCUAUCAGCUCGCCCCUAUGGACCUGGCGCCGAAUUAUGCAGGCACGUUGUCGGGACUUAUCGGGAUCGGCAACAUCGGCAGCUUCGCGGCGCCUUUAGUGACGUCGAAACUGCUGGUGGAUCUGGAAAACGGUUGGAGCGCGGCCUUUCUCCUUGGUGGCGCCAUCUAUUUUCUGUUGGGGAUUCUCUACAUCUUCGUCGUCCGUGCAGACAUAGAGCCGUGGAAUUACUACGAUGAAAUAGACGAGUGAGACACACCUGCGAGACGUACGGGUUGUUGGGAAAUAUUAGGAAAAUUGUAGAAUUCGAGAUCGACGGCAUUUUUUUCAUGAUUUUUUCCAAGUUCGUCGACAGGACCCGUGACCAAAGAUUUUUAGUAUCGCGCUUUAUUUAGUUAUCUGUCUCUCUAUUUCCUUAUUUAUUAAAUCGUGGAUAAAUCCGAUACAACAUGUGGUUAGCAUGCAAAUUUAAUUAACUACGCAUUUCUUUGUAACUGGCAUAUUUCAUUUAAAAAGACAUCUACUCCGUUUCUUCCGAACCUUAUCUACAUUGCAAUAGAUAAAUACAUGAAUGAAAAAUAGAAUAUUCUUCCAGGCCGGGUUAACAACGCCUGGUCAUAUAUAAAUGUAUACUCACGUGCUAUUUUUCUUUCUUUCUUUUACAAAAGCCCAGACUAUAUUUAUCAUUUCGAAUACCCGAGAAAUUGAGGAAAAUAUCGUAAUUAUGAAAAGAAAAGUGAUAAAACAUCUCUUAUAAGGUGCGAAAAUUAAGAAGAUUGUACUUUAUCACACCCAAGGGUCAGUGUGAAACAUGACUGAAGCAAGCACACAAUUUUACAUGCAGUUUAGAUUUAGUAAGAUAAGAAUAUUUUGAGUCUUCCAGAUAUUUGUCAUCGUGAGAGUCGAAUCUAUGUGUAUAUUCAUGAAAUAUAACCUUAUGGAUAUCUCUAUAUAUUAUGUAUUUAUUGUGAAAUUAAAUAACUCGUUAAGCAUGCAGAUAAUUUAGUCUUCAGAGGAUAAAAAAAGUAUAUAUAUAUGUAU